AUGUUUCGAAGCAGUAAAAAUGCAGAGUGUGUAAUCAUUUUGUCAAUAUUAUUAUUUUUACAUCUAAUUGGUGUUGAUAACGCCCCAGCGAGUAAUGCUACUAAAGAACCGAUGGAAGGUUUGGACACCGAGUGGGCAAAACAAAUCUCACAACAAGCUAAAGCCGCAGAAAUACAUGUAAUGCUCAAUACGAAAGUAGACCCAUGUAUAGACUUUUAUCAAUACGCUUGCGGCAACUGGUAUCGCCAUCACCCAGCACAGCUCUUCAAUCAUCUAAUAACCGAUCGAUUUCAAUUGAUCGCAAGCGCUUUCGAUCGACGCCUUCAGUUGGUACUCAGUGAGCCUCGAGGAGAUGAUGUGGUUGAAACAAAAUUGAAAGACUUUUAUCACGCAUGCAAAUUAGUGGAAAAAGAUGAAGUCCGAUAUAAGGUGGCUUUGCAACGUAUCUACCAGGAAUUUGGCAAAUUACCGAUGUUGGAUGGUGAGGACUGGAAGAGUGAGGAGUUCAGUUGGUGGGAGUCAGUGGCGAAAAUACAACACAAGUAUGGCAAACAAAUUAUACUUGCAGUAGAUAUCAUGGCCGACAUAGUUAACAAUACAGGAAAUAAAGUUUACAUUGGUCCGCCCGAUUUUUCUAUUAGCAGUGGCAUAAAAAUACUUAGCACGCUGCAGGAAAUAACAACGGUGCAGCACAUGAAACGGUUUUUUGGCAUAGAAGAAACAAAGGGGACGAAAAUCACUAAAGAACUCAUUGAUUUUGAACGUGCUUUGGUUCGAGGAGGAUCAGAUUCUCGUAAGGGUCUCACACUGCGUGAUUUAGUGUCCCUUAAGUCAGUCGGUGAAUUGCGUGAAAUGUAUAACGAAAGUCUAGAUUUGGAAAAAUUUUUACAAUUAGCUUUGGGUGCUGAAAGAGUGCCAGACUACAUUUACAUCUAUGAUGAAAAAUAUUUAAAUAGUGUUGUGAAAAUAAUAGCAGAAACUCCAUCGCACGUGGUUGCAAACUAUAUAUUAUGGCAAAUGGUACAACCUUAUAUAGUUGAUGUUAAGAAGGGCAAUAUGGCCAAGUGGUGCGUGGAGCGUACUAAGAAAUAUUUUGGUAAAUUUGUGGACUAUAUGGUUUACCAGCGUUAUAAGGAUCCAGAUGUGGAAAAGGAGGUUUACGACAUGUGGAAUGAAGUGCGUGAGGUCUUUCGCUCAGAACUACGAGGCAAUAAACUUGAUUGGAUUAUAAAUUCCACACGCGACUAUGCGCUUCAAAAAUUAGAUGCCAUGAACUUAUACAUCAAUUCUUAUGAGUCGGAGAAUUUCACCGCAGAAUACGGGGAUAUACAACUUACGCGCAAUAACUACGUCGAAAAUGUGCAACAAAUUUUGCAAAUAGAAAGCCGUAGGAAGUUGCAACGUCAAAAUGGGCCCGUAGUUCCACUGGAGGCGCCAGAAGUAUUCACUUUUACACCAGUCUACAAUGUACUGGAGAAUAAUAUUAAAAUACCCGUUGCACUUUUACAACCACGUUACUUUUGGGGUGCACAUUAUCCGCAAGCCCUGAAGUAUGCUACACUCGGUUAUUUGAUUGCACACGAAAUGGUUCACGGAUUCGAUGAUGAUGGUCGCAACUAUGACAAGUUGGGCAACUUACGCAAUUGGUGGGACGAAAAAUCCACAUAUCAAUUUGAAGAACGACGCAAAUGCUUCCAAGCUCAAUACCAUAAAUACCGCUAUGACGGACAUCAAUUGCGGAACGAUAUAUCGCAAGCGGAGAAUAUCGCUGAUAAUGCAGGUGUAAAACUGGCUUAUGAAGCAUACCAGAGGUGGCUAAAUGCACAACGAUCUGCAAAUGUAACGGGUAUCGAGAGGAGCGAAACAUUUUCGCAAUUACAUUUUAAUAAUGAACAGUUAUUUUUCAUCGCUUUCGCCCAGCUGUGGUGCGACGAUGUCCAGUCGUUUUUCCGCACCGCACUGGCAGUUUCUGAUUCCCAUGCACCUGGAAUGUAUCGCGUAAUAGGCUCCCUAUCGAACUUCCAAGAAUUCUCAUGGGUUUUUAAAUGUGGUCAAGACGCACCAAUGGACCCGGAAUUCAAAUGUUCACUUUACUAAAAGAAAAUUGACACAGAAAGUGUUGUGUUUAGCUUACUCAUAUAGUAUGUAUAUUCUUUUAUCAAUUAUAUAUGUACGUAUAUGUACAUAUGUACAUAGUACAUAUGCACAUUGCUAAGAAGAAAAUGUGGGGCCAACGAUUAAAGCUCACUUUAGCAUGAGCUUAUCCUUUUGAGAUGCAUGUAACGCGCAUUUACACACUUACGGACACAUAUAGAUAAGCACGAAAUUUUAAUAAGCAAACAGUGAAGUGUGUGUGUUAAUUGUUAAAAGAAUUUUUAAGUAAUUAAGUACAUAUUUUUAGAGUAUUACUGCAGGAAGUUUUCUUUAUCAUUGGACAAAACCUUAAUUGUGUUACUUUAAUGAUUAAAUAGCCAUCUCUUGAACACUAAUCUUGCACUAUUGAAGCUAAAUAAAGUUAAAAAUCCAAACUA
Bactrocera dorsalis (oriental fruit fly) is the source of this 2531-nucleotide messenger RNA. Its product is annotated as neprilysin-4. The record is from RefSeq and is a predicted model, not a curated record. Gene Ontology annotation, biological process: protein processing. Gene Ontology annotation, molecular function: metalloendopeptidase activity. Lineage: Eukaryota; Metazoa; Arthropoda; Insecta; Diptera; Tephritidae. The coding region runs from base 1 to 2097 and encodes 698 amino acids. Gene Ontology annotation, cellular component: plasma membrane. The transcript has a single exon.